Messenger RNA from Naegleria fowleri, 972 nucleotides. RefSeq lists its product as uncharacterized. The transcript is spliced from 2 exons. The coding region runs from base 1 to 972 and encodes 323 amino acids. The record is from RefSeq and is a predicted model, not a curated record. Lineage: Eukaryota; Heterolobosea; Eutetramitea; Acrasida; Naegleriidae.
AUGAAAAAGUCUUCAACAGUCGUUGCUGCCAAAAGCACUUCAAAAAACAAGCGAUCGGAAUCACCUUCACAUUCACCACCCACUUCCUCCUCCUCACAACAACAACAACAACAUCGUGAUGAUUAUGUUUCACCCGUCGGAAUGGAAAAACGAAAAAGAGGGAAAGAAGAAAUUUCUUCUUCAGAAGGUCGUGGAAAAGAAAGAAAUAUUCAUGAAAGAAAAAAGAAGAAGAGAAAAAGUUCGAGAAGUGGCAGUGCAAAAGAAAUAGGACAUGUCAUUAAGUUUUGUGUUUCAAUUCCACAAGAUAUGGAUGAUAGUGCACGACUGGUAUCUUUAAACGAAAUUUUGUUAAAACAUGCAGAGCGAUAUUGCAAAACUCCUAUCCAAAAAGAAACACUUGAUGAAAUUAAGCGAGAAUAUUUAACAAACACUCUUCCAAAACUGAUUGAGAAAUAUUAUGGUACACGUGUGAUACCAGACCCCAUUAAUCAAGUAAAUAGGAAAAAGCAACAAUUUUAUGAUAAAACAAUAUCACAACUAGAGAAUGAACUGCAAUUUUGGGAUAAAAUUGCAUCCACUCUAGAGCAAGAUUCUGAUAUGGCGAACAAGAUUUCAACAAUCAAAAUGGAGUCAUUCCAGCCUAAUGUUGACCAAACAACCUCAGAAAUGCUUUCAACGCUUACAAAAUUACUCAAUGGGUGUAUUGAAUCAACAGUUGUCCUUAAUGAUCAUCUGAACAUGUUUAUUGAGGAAAUAUUGCAAACCAAGAGAGAUGCCAAUAAUCUCCAACAAAAGGUAUUCCACAAGAUGAAAGAACAACGAAAGCCAGCAUCGAGUGAUUCAAAAACAGCAACAAAUGAUGCUUUGGUUUCGAACAUUAUAAACAAGAAUAAGAACACGAGAACAGAAAAGAAAGAUCAAGCCAAUGCUCUAGAUCCUAAAACAAUUAUUGGAGAAAAGGACUUUAAAUAG